Messenger RNA from Artibeus jamaicensis (Jamaican fruit-eating bat), 2468 nucleotides. It is a transcript of the gene ZNF16, whose product is annotated as zinc finger protein 16. Lineage: Eukaryota; Metazoa; Chordata; Mammalia; Chiroptera; Phyllostomidae. The record is from RefSeq and is a predicted model, not a curated record. Gene Ontology annotation, cellular component: nucleus. The transcript is spliced from 4 exons. Gene Ontology annotation, molecular function: RNA polymerase II transcription regulatory region sequence-specific DNA binding; DNA-binding transcription factor activity, RNA polymerase II-specific. Bases 277 to 2232 code for a protein of 651 amino acids. Gene Ontology annotation, biological process: regulation of transcription by RNA polymerase II.
CCGCCUCGGGGCGAUCGGGUCGUGGCUUUGCGUCCUUCCCGGAGCGACCCCGCGGCGGAGGUUCGCGAGGGUUAAACCUACACGUUGCCGACCGCGCUCCCGCGUGAUGUCCUUGGCCCCGCGCGUCCCCAGGACGGACCCAGGCAUAUGAUGGGUGUUUGGAAAACACUGAAAACACAUGUCCAAGAAGAAAAAUCCACUCUGGCUGGGUAGCUCAGUUGAUUAGAGUUUAAUCCUGAUACUCCAAGGUUGCAGGUUUGAUCUCAGGUCCCAGGCAUGCCCAGCCUCAGAGCCUGCUCUGAAGAGGUGGAAAUGGAGCCCUCAGUUCCUGGAUCAUCCCCAUGGACCCCUGCAGCCCGUGUGAGCAAUGUGCCCACCGUGACCCGCCCUGCACCUGCACUUCGAACUCUACUCUGCUGCGGCAACGCUGAGCGGGGAGCUGCUCCCCGGCACCAUCAGCAGCCAGAUAGCAACACGAGGACUGAGGGCAAGGAGUUUUUUCAGAAGGAAGAUGUUUGUGGGGGUUUAGAAUCACAGGCAGAAGUAUCAGAAAACUGUACUGGUGGUGUUUCCCUGGCCCCUGAGCUAGGAGAGCUCUGUGAUGACGUGUUAGAAAAAAACUGGGAUGUUCCUGACAACACGGGACAGGGGCAGUUCCUCUGCCCAGAGGAAGACUUCCCCCGGGUGGCAGCGCUCCUUGACAGCCCCUUAGGAGAGAGAGACCUGGACUGUGAUGAUUUUGAGAAAAGCUCCAGUCAGAGCCCAGACCCAGCAGUAUGUCCAGGAACUUCUGUGGAAGAGAGUCCACAUCCUUACACAUGUGGCCAAAGCUUCCAAAACAGCACAGAUCGAAUCAGCCGCACAGCUGAAGGGGUCCCCACAGCUGAAAGCACCUUCAUAUGUACUGAGUGUGGAAAAAUCUUCAGUCAGAAUUCAGUUCUCAAAAAUCAUCAGUGGUCUCCUGUGCAUGAGCCCUACUGGUGCAGCGAGUGUGGCAAAGCCUCCCACGUGCACUCAAACCUGCUCGGGCCUCAGGUCGCCCACGGUGGAGAGAAGCCUUAUGUUUGCAGUGACUGUGGAAAAGCCUUCAGCCAGAACUCCAGCCUCAAGAAGCACCAAAAGUCUCACAUGAGCACGAAGCCCUAUGAGUGCAGUGAGUGUGGGAAGGCCUUUAGGCGGAGCUCCAACCUCGUCCAGCAUCAGAGAAUUCACUCUGGGGAGAAGCCAUACGUGUGCAGGGACUGUGGGAAGGCCUUUAGGCGGAGCUCCAACCUCGUCAAACACUGCAGGGUCCACACAGGCGAGAAGCCUUUUGAGUGUCACGAGUGCGGGAAGGCAUUCAGCCAGAGCUCACACUUGAGGAAGCACCAGCGAGUUCACACUGGAGAGAGGCCUUAUGAGUGUAGUGAGUGUGGCAAACCCUUCAGCCGGGUCUCCAACCUCAUUAAGCAUCACCGCGUUCACACGGGAGAGAAGCCCUAUAAAUGCAGUGACUGUGGGAAGGCCUUCAGUCAGAGUUCAAGCCUUGUUCAGCAUCGGAGGAUUCACACUGGAGAGAAGCCUCAUGUGUGUGACGUGUGCGGAAAAGCCUUCAGUUACAGCUCCGUGCUCAGAAAGCACCAGAUAAUCCACACGGGAGAGAAGCCCUAUGAGUGUGGCGUCUGCGGGAAGGCCUUCAGCCACAGCUCAGCCCUCAUUCAGCACCAGGGCGUGCACACAGGCGACAAGCCCUACGAGUGUCGGGAAUGUGGGAAGACGUUUGGCCGCAGCUCCAACCUCAUCCUGCACCAGCGAGUUCACACUGGAGAGAAGCCCUAUGAAUGCACCGAAUGUGGGAAAACCUUCAGCCAAAGUUCAACUCUCAUUCAGCAUCAGAGAAUCCAUAAUGGCUUGAAACCCCACGAGUGUAACCAGUGUGGUAAAGCCUUCAACCGAAGCUCAAACCUCAUCCACCACCAGAAAGUUCACACAGGAGAGAAGCCAUACACGUGCAUUGAGUGCGGUAAGGGCUUCAGCCAGAGCUCGCACCUCAUUCAACAUCAGAUCAUCCACACUGGUGAAAGGCCCUACAAGUGCACCGAGUGUGGGAAGUCCUUCAGUCAGCGCUCAGUCCUUAUCCAGCACCAGAGGGUCCACACUGGGGUGAAGCCCUAUGACUGUGCUGCAUGUGGGAAGGCGUUCAGCCAGCGCUCGAAGCUGCUCAAGCACCAGCGGACCCACACCAGGGAGUGAGCACGGGCGAGGCAGUGCUCUGACCCCUGCCCUCCUCCCACAACCUGCUGUGCACACAGCCCCUCCCUCCUGCCCUUGCACCCACCUCACAUGACCUCGUUUCUUUCUGGUUUUUACAUUUCGUUGUGAGACUGCCAUGUUUGUAAGGCGGGAAGACAGGAACUGCAUAUUUAUGAAUGGAGUUUAUUACUGUAAUCAAACAUAAACAAAAGUAAACUGACGUUUCUUCCAGACAA